This is a messenger RNA of Osmia bicornis bicornis, 363 nucleotides long. RefSeq lists its product as uncharacterized. NCBI's taxonomy places the organism in Eukaryota, Metazoa, Arthropoda, Insecta, Hymenoptera, Megachilidae. The transcript is spliced from 2 exons. The coding region runs from base 1 to 363 and encodes 120 amino acids. The record is from RefSeq and is a predicted model, not a curated record.
AUGUGUUAUAAAAAAGUCGAAUGUCAUGGUAAAUCGGAAAAGGGGCCGAUUUUUAAAUUAAAUGCAUACAUAAAAAAAUAUGAAAGAAAAUUCGGAAAAAUAUCAUCAUCAAAAUUUUUAUCACAGAAACAAUUAGGAUUAUUGAACCUCAUUCAUAAAUUAGUAGAAGCUAUUGAUAAAGAAGAUACUGAUAAACAACAAGCAUUGCAUAUACUUAAAUCAUCUAAUGAAGCAAUAAAAGAAACGAUUAUCACGUUUCAAAAUUCAAUGAAACUGUACAAAGAAACUAUGAAGUUUGAAUUUGCAAAAGUGGACUGUUUAAGUACAAAUCGACUUUUAAAUAUUAAUUACGCGUAUAUAUAA